Molecule: messenger RNA, 1599 nt
Organism: Ostertagia ostertagi
Lineage: Eukaryota; Metazoa; Nematoda; Chromadorea; Rhabditida; Trichostrongylidae
Source: the annotation of a GenBank genome assembly
AUGAAGUUGAUGCGUAUGCCGCGGAAGGGGGGAGUGCAUUGGGAAAUUGGCUAUAGUGAGCAGAUCCUUGACGUGCGCGCUUUUCGUGUCAAAAAUCUGUUGGGCCUAAUUCCUCAGGGUGACUGGCCAUCAAACGAGAGAGCCACGGGAAAAGGCCCCACUGGGCAGAAAAAGGACCUUGACAGUGACUCCGAGUCUGAUGAACGAAAUGCGCCACGUGGUGGAUUGGACUCAGAAACUGCCGAGGCGCUUGAAAAAUUUGAUUUUCUUCAUGAGCAAUCCACAGGUGCUGGCGCAGGACGUGAUGAAUGGGCUGCCACAGAUCAAGGUGUCAUUGAUCGCCUGAAGGAGAAAUAUAAGAGUGAGAAACGUACUAAAAGAAGCUCGGGAAGUAUGGAUGAUGCCGAUGAAAAAAGGCUUAACUUGAACGACACCGUAAUAUCUGUUGGAGGCGGAAAUACUGGUAAUCCUGCGGCAGGGGUGAGAGGCAGACGAGGAGAGUUUAUGGAUAUUAACGAUGCACUUGGCUUGCCUCCUGAUGAGAAUAUUGACAUUAAGGACGAUUUUAUCAUUGAGGAUGACGAAGAGUCUCUGAGAGCUGCAAAAUGGAAUGUGAAAAUGACACUGCGUUCUCAUCUUGACGCUAUUCGUGCAAUGCAGUUCCAUCCAGUCGAACCUGUAUUGAUCACAGCUGGAGAGGAUGGUACGGCAAAGCUGUGGAAUCUUGACGGAGCCAAGGAGAAAUCAGGAAGCACUUCUGAAAUCGAGCCUGUUUACACGUUCCGAGGGCACCUAGGCCCCGUUCUGUGCAUGGACCUUUCACCAACGGGCGAUCAUUUAUUCACAGGAGGCAAAGAUGGAGUAAUUUGUUGCUGGAAUGUGCCCAGCACUACUGGAGAUCCAUAUGAAGCAUAUGAUCCCAAAGUCCUGAGCGAGCGCUUGCGUGGACACAGAGAUGCAAUUUGGUCAAUCGCCUAUCACUCUUCGGAUAAUCGUCUCGUUUCCGCUUCUUCCGAUGGUACAGUGAGGCUCUGGGAACCAGGAAACUUUGGUGAACCGCUUUUACGGUCACUGGAUGCUCCUUCAGCUGGACUCAUACCUACUUCGGUUGACUUUGUCUCCACUGAACCAAGCCAGCUCCUUACCGCUUACACAUCAUCGACUGCAACUAUUACCGAUAUCGAAACGGGUGCCACCAUCCUUUCAUUUGAUUUCGGCGAAGAUGUAUCCCCUGGAAGUUGCAUAACUCGAAUUCUUUCCCACCCAACAAUGCCUCUGACAAUCACAGCCGGUGAUGAUCGCAAGAUUCGCUACUUUGAUAACCACACAGGCAAGUUGACACAUAGUGCGGUUGCUCAUGUCGAAGGAAUUUCCUCCCUUGCUAUUGAUCCUAAUGGACUCUAUUUGUUAUCUGGAAGUCACGAUGGCAGCCUCCGGAUGUGGAACAUGGAGAAGCGCGUGUGCUUGCAGGAAAUAUCCGCUCAUCGCAAGAAGUACGAUGCUUCUGUGACUUGCGUGGCAUUCCAUCCUUCGCGACCGCUAAUUGGCUCAGCUGGAGCCGAUUCAUUGGCAAAAGUGUAUUGUCCAGCUUCUUCUUAA